Molecule: messenger RNA, 1293 nt
Organism: Chaetura pelagica (chimney swift)
Lineage: Eukaryota; Metazoa; Chordata; Aves; Apodiformes; Apodidae
Gene: DIPK2B
Product: chromosome unknown open reading frame, human CXorf36
Exons: 5
Coding region: 1-1293 (430 amino acids)
Source: RefSeq, a predicted model, not a curated record
AUGGGGCGCUGGAUAUGUUGCCCUUGCUCCAGAGUUGCAGAUUUAUUGAUGCUGCUCCUGGUUUUGGCUCUGAGCUGUAGCCCUUCCACAGCAGCAACAGCUACUCCAUCUGCGCCCCACAUCAAACCCAGCUACAGUUUUGGCCGGACUUUCCUGGGACUUGAUAAAUGCAACGCCUGCAUUGGGACAUCCAUUUGCAAGAAAUUCUUUAAAGAAGAAAUCAGGUUUGACACCUGGCUUUCUUCUCAUUUAAAAGUGCCCUCCAGCUACCUGCUCAGCUACUCGGGCAACUACACCGACGAUGCCAAGAGCUGGCGGCUGGUUGACAUCACCCGGCUGACCUCCAAGGACCGUCACGACCGGGCCGACAAGCGCAUCUGCACCUCCCUGCUGAAGACCAAGACCUGCAGCCUGGAGCGCGCCCUGCGUCGCACGCACCGCUUCCAGAAGUGGCUGCGUGCCAAGCGCCUCACCCCCGACCUGGUCCAGGGCCUGUCCAGCCCGAUGCUGCGCUGCCCGUCCCAGCGUCUCCUGGACAGGAUAGUGCGGCGCUACGCGGAGGUGCCGGACGCUGGCAGCAUCUACAUGGACCACCUCACCGACCGGGACAAACUGCGCCUGUUGUACACCCUGUCAGUGAAUUCACACCCCAUCUUGUUACAGAUCUUCCCUGACGUGGAGGGAUGGCCCUUCCCACGGUACCUGGGCUCCUGCGGGCGGCUGGUGGUCAGUGCCAGCACCCAGCCCCUGCGCGAGUUCUACGGAGCAGCCCCUGAGGUGGCUGCCGACCUGGCCCUCCAGCUCCUCGCCAUCCUCCGCUUCAUGGGCACCAACGACCUCAACUAUUUCCUCUACUUCACCCACGUGGACGCUGGCACCUUUGGUGUGUUUAGCAACGGGCAUCUGUUCAUCCGGGAUGCCAGCACGCUGGGGAUCAUUGACAAGGAGGAAGGGAGCCAGCUGAUGGAUGGCCAACAGGAGUAUAAAGAUAUAUUUAGCUGUUUGACUGUGGACUGUCAGUCUGCAUUUGUGUCCUGUAACUCCAUCAGAGAGAAGCACAGCCUCAUCAUGGUGUGUCAAGAGCUUUUGCCUAAGCUGCUGAAGGGGAAAUUCUUGCAACCUGUGCAGGAGAAAAUAGACAGCUUCCUGCAGCACUGUGCCGAUGGCCUCACUGAUGACCAGGGUGUCAACGUGGAGGUUGCAAAGCUGGCAGAGCUCCUGAAACCGCUACGGUCCUGUGAUUCACGUUUUGCCUACCGCUACCCUGACUGCAAAUACAGUGACAAGUACUGA